CAGCUCUUCCCUGUUUCUCUACAGGUGGUAAUAGACAAACAUCCCGUCCGGUUUUUUGUACAUAAGAGGCCCCAUGUGGAUUUCUUCUUAGAAGUGGUGAGCCAGUGGUACGAGCUGGUGGUGUUCACAGCAAGCAUGGAGAUUUACGGCUCUGCUGUGGCAGAUAAACUGGACAAUAGCAGAAGCAUUCUCAAGAGGAGAUACUACAGACAGCAUUGCACUUUGGAACUGGGCAGCUACAUCAAGGACCUCUCCGUGGUCCACAGCGACCUCUCCAGCAUCGUGAUCCUGGAUAACUCCCCAGGGGCCUACCGGAGCCACCCAGACAACGCCAUCCCCAUCAAAUCGUGGUUCAGUGACCCCAGCGACACCGCCCUCCUCAACCUGCUUCCCAUGCUGGACGCCCUCAGGUUCACCGCCGACGUUCGUUCUGUGCUGAGCCGAAACCUUCACCAACACAGGCUGUGGUGACGGCUGCUCCCCCUCCACCUGCGCUGGGGUGGGGGGGAGAGGGAGGGUGAGCUCUCGGGAUGCCGUCUGAUGCCCUGUCGGAUGGUGAGGACUGCCUGGGCAGGACCUGCCCCUCCCGCCCCUCUCUGCCCAGGGAGCCCUGCGCUCCGUGUGGAGUCUGGACGGACACACGGGCCACACUCGCAAGCAGCCUCACUCUGACUUCGAGUUCGCGCUCCCUGGAAACCCCGGACGGGGACAGAAGCGGAGGCCUGGGAGAGCCCGAACUGUCUGGUGGAGAGACCAGACCGGCCAGAAUGAGAGACAGACAUUCGGUAAUCCGGGAGGCUCAAAGAAAAGCCAAGCCAGCUUUGUUGUGAUUUCAUUUUUUAAAAACUCUUGUACAAAACUGAUCUAAUUCUUCACUCCAAGGGCUGGACUGUGGGUGGGAAACUGGGAUUUUGGGCCACUGGAUUUUCCCCAAACUUGUCCUGCCCUCCCCCCUUUCUUUUCCUUCUAUUUUCCCUUCUUCCUAGACUCCCUCAGACCUGUAACCAGCUUUUUUUUUUUUUUUUUUUUUUUUCCCUUCCUUUCUCUCUUUUAAACCAUGCAUUAUAACUUUGAAACCAAA
Molecule: messenger RNA, 1081 nt
Organism: Panthera uncia (snow leopard)
Lineage: Eukaryota; Metazoa; Chordata; Mammalia; Carnivora; Felidae
Gene: CTDNEP1
Product: CTD nuclear envelope phosphatase 1
Exons: 5
Molecular function (GO): protein serine/threonine phosphatase activity
Source: RefSeq, a predicted model, not a curated record